AUGCCACCAAAGAGAAAGUUAAGUCAAUCUUCAGCUGAGUCCUCGCCAGUGAAAAAAUCCACUGAAGAGUCUCAAAAUGUAGCUGUCACACAUUCACCACAAGAAUACCUAGACUUUUUCACAUCAACUUUGGAUAUGGUGUUUAAUUUGAGAGAUGGCGAUGAAGAAUUGGCACCUCCAUUUAUCAAGCUACCAUCUAAGAAAUUCUACCCGGAUUACUACCAUCUCAUAAAGCAACCUAUAUCAUUAAAUGAAAUAGGAAAGCGAAUUAAAACUAGAUAUUCUGGUACUUCAUCGAGAGAGUUUCUUAAUGACUUUGAAUUGUUGUUAGAAAAUGCGAGCACCUAUAAUUCUCCGGAUUCUUGGAUUGUUGAAAGUGCUAGAAAAAUUGUAAAUUUUGUUGAGGGUCAAGUUGAGGAAUUUGAGAGCACUUCUUCAACCAAUUUAUCAACAAAUAAAGCAGCCGAUGACACCAAGAAACCAAGGAUAAAAUUAAAGCUCAAACUGAUAAAAAAACAAACAGAGACAGAAACGGGGCCAGAGUUUGGGUCAUUAGUAAAAGUUAGAAAAGAAGAACCAUUAAUCACCUUUGGCAGGUUGGCAGAAUUUUGUAUAAAUAUAUUGAAUGAUGUCAUAAAUCAUAAGUUCCCAAAUCAGGGAGUUUUGAGUGGCCCCUUUUUGGAAGAAGUCGAUACGGGGGUUUACACCGAUUAUUUGGACUAUGUUACCAAACCAAUGUCUUUCAACACUAUUUUAUCGAAUUUGGAGAAGAAAAAACUAUUGAGUCCUAAAUUUCCAUUAUUAGACAACUUGAAAAAGUUUCAUGACACCACUACAUUGAUUUUCUCCAACGCAAAGGCUUACAACAAUGAGGAUUCACAAAUUUAUCAAGAUGCGGUUAUUUUGGAAGAGUAUUUUAAUGAACAAUAUAACAAAUUAAAAUCCAGAAUCGAACUGGAAGCAGAUAAAUUGCAUCCAUCGACACCAAAACUAAAGCUUAACCUUGGUAGAAUUGGUCCCUCUGUAGCAGAACCUCAAUUGAAGAAAAAGAGAAAGAGAUCCAUCAAGCAAGAAUUCCCAGAAGAACAAAUUCACGAAGAAGAAGAAGACAUCGACAUAACUCAAUCAGAACCCACCAAUGCGGAUACACAAGAUAUUGAUGAGCCAGCUGAUUCUAAAGAGCUCGACACAUCUAAAUCACGGGAAGUCGUUACUGAGCGAAACGCCCCUAAUACCAUGGGUAAGACUUUGCCGUUACUCCCUGAACAGAAUUCAAUAAUUCAAGAAUCAGUGAUAUUUUCAUCACCGGCUGUGUCAACUAAUAUUACCAAGUUUGUCCAACAAAAAUCAUCACAACCAGCAACAAUUUUGUCUAGGGACCAAGAAAUCAAAAAAUCAUUAUUUCCAACUCAACCUGGAAACCCAAUUGCUACCCUUUUUUCCUAUAAAGUUCCAGCAAAUGGGUACACUGACCAAGCCCAUACCAUCGCUUUACCAAACGGAGCCCUGCCCUUUGUAUCAUUUAAAGUGUCACUACACAAUUUGUUGUACCAACUCAAAGAGCCAGAAUUGAUUGACGAUCAUGGAAUUUUAAGUCAUCUUGGUAAUGACGAUUUCCAAUGUAAACUAUCUGUUAAUGAGGAAGAAGUUUCUAAUGUUGCUGAUUGUUUCAAGGAAGAAAAGGGGGAAGAUGUUGUUUUAGGGGUGCAAUAUGAUGUCAAAUUGAGUUACGGAUUGAAUGUUUUGUCUUUUAAUUGUAAGGUUGCUCCUGCUUUAAGUAAGAAAAUCAAAAACACCUUCAUUGAAGAAGAGGAAGUAGCAGGGAGACACACAAGGCAUCAAUUGCAACAAAUGCAAAAAACAUGGGAUGUUGAAACAAUAACUUUUUAUGUUGUCUGUACCUCAGGAUGA
Molecule: messenger RNA, 1911 nt
Organism: Candida albicans SC5314
Lineage: Eukaryota; Fungi; Ascomycota; Pichiomycetes; Serinales; Debaryomycetaceae
Exons: 1
Coding region: 1-1911 (636 amino acids)
Biological process (GO): chromatin remodeling
Cellular component (GO): RSC-type complex
Molecular function (GO): protein binding
Source: RefSeq, a predicted model, not a curated record